AUGGGGGCAAACAAGGGACGGGGACGACGGGAAAUGCCCCUACUUGCAGUGCUAGCGCUUUCCCGCAUGUGUGGUUCCUGCGCAUCCAAUUUCCCUGGGGAGAAUUUUGAGCGUAAAAAAGGUAUCAAGGCUCCCAUUACUCCCAUUACUCGAAUCAGCCCAAAGGAGGCAAGCAAGGCGACCAGCCAAAGAGCGGAAAAGGCCAUUAAUGAGCUGAGUAUUCUCCUAUCUCUUAUGUCCAAAACCAAGGAUGAGCGAGAAGCGCUUCUAGGAUUUAGACUCGAGAUCACCGUCAUUCUUAACCUUGCUACUUGCUGCAGCUGA
Microsporum canis CBS 113480 is the source of this 324-nucleotide messenger RNA. RefSeq lists its product as uncharacterized. Bases 1 to 324 code for a protein of 107 amino acids. The record is from RefSeq and is a predicted model, not a curated record. The transcript is spliced from 3 exons. NCBI's taxonomy places the organism in Eukaryota, Fungi, Ascomycota, Eurotiomycetes, Onygenales, Arthrodermataceae.